Molecule: messenger RNA, 2746 nt
Organism: Photinus pyralis (common eastern firefly)
Lineage: Eukaryota; Metazoa; Arthropoda; Insecta; Coleoptera; Lampyridae
Product: synapsin-like
Exons: 3
Coding region: 1-891 (296 amino acids)
Biological process (GO): neurotransmitter secretion
Cellular component (GO): synaptic vesicle membrane; synaptic vesicle
Molecular function (GO): ATP binding; metal ion binding
Source: RefSeq, a predicted model, not a curated record
AUGUGUAAAGGUCCACUCAAACCGACGCGGGAAUACGAGCACGGGAGCGGGAGUGGUACGGUUGCGGGAUAUAUUUUUUCAGCGAUAACAGCGUCGAAGUUUCCCGUGGUACUGAAACUGGGACACGCACAUGGUGGUUUGGGAAAGGUGAAGGUGGAAAACAUCGGCGAUUUUCAAGACAUGGCCAGCGUCGUUGCGGUGGCUAACACGUACUGUACCGUAGAAGCGUACGUCGACUCAAAAUAUGAUAUUCAUGUACAAAAAAUUGGAACCAACUACAAAGCCUUCAUGCGUAAGUCAAUAUCGGGCUGUUGGAAGACGAACACCGGUUCGGCGAUGUUAGAGCAAAUUCAAAUGCCUGAACGCUAUCGGGCUUGGGUGGACGAGGUAUCGGAUUUAUUUGGCGGUUUAGACAUAUGCGCCUUGGAGGUGGUCGUAAGCAAGGAUGGCAAGGAAUACAUCAUUGAAGUCAACGAUAGCGCGCUCACCUUGCUCGGUGAUUCGCAGGAGGAGGAUCGACGUCAUAUUGCCGAUUUGGUUGUUUCGAGGAUGCAGGCAAUUUGUAGACCAAGAACCCCACCGGCUAACGAAGACAUUCCACCGCCCCCCGUGGGACCCCGUGGAAUAUUGGGAAGUUUGAGUAGCCUAACACAUUCGGAUACUCCCCCUCCGACAUCUGAACAUGCAUCUUUGUCUAGUAUUGGAAGGAGAGAUAGUCAAGCAUCCCAAUCGAGCAGCGUGAGCAGUAGCGCUCCAAGUACCGGUCGUCUCCCCGAUCCGCCACCUCGACCUUUCCAGCGUCAAGGGAGUCAGCAGGCCUCGUCCGAAGACACCGAGGACACAAUGAAGAACCUUAGAAAAACCUUUGCGGGCAUUUUCGGCGAUAUGUAACUUGCAGUCACGGUUUCACUUGUAUAAGUCGAUGUUAAACGAUGAGCGGACGCUUUUAAACGCAGCAAACGAGUCAACGUUCAUUUUCCAUUGUAGGCGAAUUUUUUAUGUCGGACAUACCACCUUAAAGUUUGUCAUAAAUUAGAUGGGAGAAUAGUGAAUAAAUGUUAGAGCGCAAGAGAGUAGGGAAAUUAUUUUGAAUUAAACGGUCCGCAAUAAUUUUUCACAAAUUAUCAAGUCGGUUUUAUCGAGCAAUUUUGAUUAGCAAUAAUUUUUUUGAUGACACAAGUCAGUGUCCAGCAAUAUUGCGUUGAGUUGAGAGAGCUGUUAGUAGUAAGUGUCAUGGAUGUGUACUUGGAUAUACUCAGAAAUUAAACUAAGGUAUUACUCUUUAAAUCUUAUAAAAUUGUGCAAGCUUGGUGUGCUUUAGAUCUUUGAUUAGAAUUUUGUAGAGAUUUUUAUAUCGAUUAAGAAAGAAAAUGUGAUAUUUAUUUAUGCAUAUAGUGGCUAGUUUGCUGCAUUUAAAAUUGGGUGUACUUAUCGCCGAUUCGCUCAGCAAUAUAAGUUCAAGAUGGAUGUUAUGUCACUGCCUCAGGCCAGGUACUCGGUACCUUUUGUUAUGUUUAGGGUAGUUGUUAAAGUGUAUAAUAUUAACCGAUGUCGUUAUACUAGAUCAUUUUGUUACAGGAUGAGAUGCGGUACUUCAAGUGCCGUUUUUGAAAUCCAUUACCUAUUAGUAGAAGUUUAACGUACAGUGACAAUAUUGAUUGUGUAUAUUAUACCAUGUAUCUAAUGUAAUUUUUAUCUGAUGUAUCCUAUACAUUUUCCGUGCUUCAAUUUUUGAACCAUGUGAGAUUCAUCGAUUUCAUAACAACGAGCCAGAAGAUUUAGUUAUCUAAUGCACAAUGUAGAAAAUCUUUGAGAACACCUACAUUUUCUAAUCACACUAAACAUACUCAUCAACUAAAUAAAUUAGCAGCGCCCUAUAUGAAUGCAAAAAAUAAGUGAUCCAAAAGAGACGUGGAUGCAAAAGGGGGAUUGUUUUCUACAGCAUUUUAGCAAUAGCUCCAUUCGUUUGGAUUUUGUGGUUAGGCACAUAUCAUUUGAGAUAAUGCCAAUCAUGGCGUCAUUGCUGUAGGUCGUUUAAAAUUAGAUGGUAGUUUUUGAAUUCAUUAGUACGAGUAGAUGAAUGUAGGCAACUGAAAAAGAGUGUCAUUUUUGUGGCAUAUGUAAACUUUGUUGUAUGUUUGUUAAGAGUUUUAUGGUUUACCAAUCUACCUUAGCGGGUUUAUUCUGAGUGAAGUAGAAUGAAGGAAAUGCACCGGGAUAGUUAAGUCAUUUACAGGGUAUUCAUUUUAAGGUAUCCUUAGGUUUCUACUUACAAUCCCCUCAACUGGCGUAUGGUUUGCCAUUAUUCAGUAAGAAAGGCACAAAAUUGUUGCAAGUGUUAACAUUACACAGUAUGUUUCCAAAAUAUAUCAUACUUUGAAAGAAAACCAUCAGCAUUUUAUUAUGAUUUAGUUAACAUACUGCGUAAUUAUAAACGUACCUACCUAUACAAUUAGAGGUGAAAUUGUAAAAUUACGUGCCUGAUUUUUUAAUUCCAUUAAUGUAAUUAGUUUAAGUGAUACUUCGAGUGCACUGCUUUAAAAGGAACACUCUGUAUAGUAUGAAAUAGAUUUUACAUUAUACUAUGUAGCACUUAGAAUAGGCAUAAUCGCUGUGUCGCCUCUCAGAAAAUUAACAAUAAAAUAUUCGUUCCCAAUAUUAUUAUAAAUGUUGAAGCAAUCUUCGCCUAGCUAUCCGCAACUUAGUUAUCAGUUUGGUAUGCAACAUGCGGGCAAGCAGCGUGUCC